AUGGGGUCGAAGCCGUUUAUGGGCCUUCGCGGCAAUGCACUGCUCAGAGCAGCAGUCGCACUGGUCGUAUUCCCAACCUUCACCUGCUAUGGCUACAAUAUGAGUGUGGCCGGUGGCCUUUUGACACUCGAGGCCUUCAAUGAGCAAUUCCCUCGCAUGAACACUGCCACCACGUCGGGAGAUGUGAAAGCGCAGAACUCGUCAAUUCAAGGCACAGUGAUUGCUCUCUACACCGUCGGUGGUAUCUUUGGCGCCUUGUCAUGCGCCUAUCUUGGUGAUAAACUAGGGCGUAGGAAGGUCAUGUUCGGGGCCAAUUUGGUUACCAUGAUUGGCUGCAUUAUCAUGGCAACCUCCUUCGAUUUCGCCCAGUUUAUCGUCGCAAGACUAGUUCUUGGUGUGGGUAUUGGUGGAUACACCGCUACCGUGCCAGUCUGGCAGUCUGAGAUCUCACCACCACACAAACGAGGCUCGAACGUCGUUACAGAUGGCAUUUUUGUCGGUGCCGGCGUUAGCUUAGCACUCUGGAUUGAUCUCGGACUCUUCUACGUGAAAACCAACUCCGCAUCAUGGCGAUUCCCUCUUGCCUUCCCCUGUGUUUUCUGUAUCGUAGCUAUGGCUUCCAUCCCAUUCCUCCCGGAAUCCCCCGUUGACCCCGAUUCGGAAGAAAUCACGACUAUUGUUAAUAACGUUCAAACCACUCUCGCUGUCUGUGGAAAUACUGACUGGAAAGCUUUAUUCACAAAUGGCCCGCAGCGUCUCUUCCACCGUGCAUACCUCGCCUGCACAGGUCAGUUCUUCCAGCAGAUGUGCGGUGUGAAUCUGAUUACCUACUACGCGACAACUAUCUUCCAGACGUAUCUUGGCCUCGACGAAGUGAGGUCCCGUAUCCUCGCCGCAUCAAUGGGUCUGACGCAGCCAUUCGGCGGCCUGCUCGCAUUUUAUACUAUCGAUAGUCUCGGUCGCCGACCACUCAUGAUUUGGAGUGGAGCAGGCAUGGCUUGCUGCAUGGCUAUUCUUGCCGGUACAACGUCGCCACCAGCUGCGGACAACACUGGUGCCCUGGUAGUCGCCGUCAUUGCGCUUUUCUGUUUCCAGUUUAUCUUCACUGUCGGAUACUCCGGCCUGACUUUCCUAUACGCCGCCGAAUUGGCUCCUCUACAGGUCCGUGCGACCGUCAGUGCCCUCUCCACUGCCACUGUGUGGGUUUUCAACUUCAUGAUAGCCCAAGUGACUCCCGUCGGCUUCGACAGCAUUGGCAAUUACUACUACGUUAUCUUCGCGGUUAUCAAUGCCACCAUUGUGCCAUCCGUGUUCUUCUUCUUCCCCGAGACCAAGGGUCGGUCGCUUGAGGAGAUUGACGAAAUCUUUGCCCAAUCGAACAACAUCUUUGACCCACCUCGCGUGGCACGUCGCAUGCAGAAUGCUAUCCGCGCCGGUACCUCCGAUCGGCCGGGCUCGGGAAGCGGCGGUGAGCAAGACUACGUGAAGGAAGAGCUCAAGGCUUAA
This is a messenger RNA of Penicillium verrucosum, 1506 nucleotides long. RefSeq lists its product as uncharacterized. The record is from RefSeq and is a predicted model, not a curated record. The transcript has 4 exons. Gene Ontology annotation, biological process: transmembrane transport; carbohydrate transport. Lineage: Eukaryota; Fungi; Ascomycota; Eurotiomycetes; Eurotiales; Aspergillaceae. Bases 1 to 1506 code for a protein of 501 amino acids. Gene Ontology annotation, molecular function: carbohydrate:proton symporter activity. Gene Ontology annotation, cellular component: membrane.